CGGCAACGCCUUUAUCUCGUGGUGUGCUGGCGUUACGUACACGUUGAGCACCUCAGAGUCGCAUCGGUGCUCGUCGCUACCACCGCCAAAUUUUCACGAGCGCUCGAACCGGGUCGGCGGAGUUAGGCUGCACAGUGUGCCCAGGUGGGCUUGCAUCUACAGCGCGCGGAGCGCGCAAGCAUCUGUGCUGGCUGCAUCAGUGCUAGGAUGGCAACUCUGCCCGAACGGCUGGGCAACUUCGCAUUCCUUGGUGUCCUACCUCUAGGCAUCGUCCACGCGAUCCGCCAGCGACGCCCUCGAUCUGGCGCAACCGUUAAAGCAACCGACGACGCCUCGCCGCCGAAGCCGCCGCUCUCGCCCGACUGGCGCAGCACCGUCAGCCGCAUCGCCGCCGACGACGACACGCGCGACGUGACCACACAACUCUUCGACGCCUUCGCGAAGGCGCUCUCGUUUACGCCAGGCGACGCGCCCCAACUGGAAAUCAGCAGCAUGGCGCCGGACGACGCCAGUGCCAAGGACUUCGUCGUCCAGGGAUAUGUGGAUGUGAGGGCAGCCGAGGGCGCGAAGGCGGCGCGGCCGGAGCUCGAUUUCGUAAGAGCGGGUCUCGAGGCGGGCCACGGCGGCGUCCUGCUCUGUCGAGCCGAGGACAAAUUGGUAGGCUACCUCUGGUGGCUCGACACCGAGAACUGCCCCUACGGCCCGGGCUGCUACGCGGACAAGGAGCCCUUCCUCUGGGUCCACACGGUUUAUACAAUACCUUCGUAUCGUCGACGAGGCGUCGCGCGGGCGCUACAUACUGAACUCGAGCGCGUCGCGCGGCGACGGAAACGCGCGUCGAUCUGGCUCGACGUCUACGCGAACAAUCCGAUCUCACAGAAGCUCCACGACAACCUCGGGUACAAACCAGUGACAGUCGUGCAGAAGAAAGUAAUUACUAGUCUAUGACGAAGUCCUUCAGUCCACCCACCAUCUUCUCCGACUCCUCGGCGGCCUUCUUCCGCUCUUCUUCCUUCUUGCGUUUGGCCAGGUUCCUCGCCUUCUUCUCCUCGUUCGCCUGGGCCUCCAAUACAUAGUUGACGAGCUCGUCCUCCGUAAAGUAGUCCUCGCCCGUAUGUGAAAUCAGCUCCGUGAUGCGCUCGGCGUGGUCCUCGGAGCACUCCAGGCCUUGGGAUCUCAGAAACGUGCCAAACUCAGAAUGCGUCAUGCGCUGCGGGUGCUCCUUCUUCAUCAAAUGAAAAGCUCGUCUCACUUCCCCGCCCUUGCCCAAUGAAGCCUCCAUGCUCAUCACACACGACGAAAACACGUUGAACGAGAUGUCGUCCGUCGUCGGCAGCGUCGGGUUCCCGAACCCGAUCAAGUCGCACAUCUUGCGCAUCGUCCGCCGGUCGAUGCGCCCAUCCCUGUCGGUGUCGUAAUAAUCAAACACGGCGUGCAAUUGGCUCAGCUUCUCGACCGUCUCGGGCGGGUAGCCGGCCUCCUCGAAGUUCCGCGGCGCCGGGCCCCGCGGCGUCGUCUCGGCCAUGGUCGAGCGGCGGCACGGAGGCCGGUCUGGCGGGUGAUGGGCAGCCCGCUCCCUUGUGCUGGAGCAGUCGUCCCUUUGGCUGCUACGCGUCGACGGGACCGGCGGCUCGCGGAGGUGCUGUGAGAGACCCUGCGAGUCUUGGGCUGUCGCUUGUCGUCGCUGGGCGUCGACGGCGGCCGGCGCUGUACAGGUCUGAGACUAGCUGAG
This is a messenger RNA of Pelagomonas calceolata, 1732 nucleotides long. NCBI's taxonomy places the organism in Eukaryota, Pelagophyceae, Pelagomonadales, Pelagomonadaceae. The record is from the annotation of a GenBank genome assembly.